Messenger RNA from Synchytrium microbalum, 909 nucleotides. Its product is annotated as L-lactate dehydrogenase. Gene Ontology annotation, molecular function: L-lactate dehydrogenase (NAD+) activity. NCBI's taxonomy places the organism in Eukaryota, Fungi, Chytridiomycota, Chytridiomycetes, Synchytriales, Synchytriaceae. Gene Ontology annotation, biological process: carboxylic acid metabolic process. The record is from RefSeq and is a predicted model, not a curated record. The transcript has 10 exons. The coding region runs from base 1 to 909 and encodes 302 amino acids.
AUGGCAUCAUCAUCUCCAGAGCCUCAAGACGUUGGAAGUGUUGGAUCCACUUGUGCAUACGCAUGCAUCUUACGACGCGUCGCACCUCUCCUCUUGCUGGUGGACAUUGAUGCUGCACGAUGUGAAGCUGAGGUGCUCGAUUUACAAGAUUCGGCAUUCGUAUCUGAAUCCAAAAUCAAGGUCGGGACAUUCAAGGAAGCUGGACAAUGUGACAUUGUCAUCAUCACUGCUGGUGCAAAACAGAGGCCUGGUGAAACUAGAGUCGAAUUGAUUGACAGAAAUCACGCAAUCCUCCGAAGCGUCUUCCAAGAAAUGUCGCCCAUGAAUCCACACACGAUCGUCAUUAUCGUCGCAAACCCUUGUGACGUAUUGACCUAUGUCGCUCAAAAGAUUUCUCAGCUUCCACCUUCUCAGAUCUUGGGAUCUGGAACCAUGUUGGAUAGUUCGAGGUUGCGAAGCAGUUUGUCCAAUAUUCUCAAGGUUUCUGAAACUGCUAUCCAUGCUUAUGUUAUGGGUGAACAUGGUGAUUCUCAAUUCGUUGGAUGGAGCACAGCUACUGUUGGCAACACUCCUUUGCUAUCCUUCCCAGAGAUGCAGACUGUUGAUCGAGUCAAGCUUGCUGCUGAUGUCAAGAACAAGGCUUAUAAGAUUAUUGAAGCAAAAGGAAGCACCUAUUACGGAAUUGGAGGAGUAGCUGCAUCCAUUGCUGAAUCUUGUCUUUUUGAUACCAGACAAGUACGACCAGUCUCGCACUUACUACCAGGGCUAGAUGUCUGCCUUUCUGCUCCAGCAGUUCUCGGUCGCAGAGGUUUGAUACGCACACUCUUACCACCCUUGUCUGCAGACGAGGGUGCAUUGCUCGAGUCGAGUGCAAAGGCGAUGCGUGCGGUCAUUGACAAGUACACGUAA